Corticium candelabrum is the source of this 8740-nucleotide messenger RNA. RefSeq lists its product as uncharacterized. The transcript has 9 exons. NCBI's taxonomy places the organism in Eukaryota, Metazoa, Porifera, Homoscleromorpha, Homosclerophorida, Plakinidae. Bases 224 to 8740 code for a protein of 2838 amino acids. The record is from RefSeq and is a predicted model, not a curated record. Gene Ontology annotation, molecular function: GTP binding; GTPase activity.
GAUAUCUUUCUGCACGUGGUUGGCUCUCUCUAGGCAUCUGCUAAUUGUUCAGCUACUGUAUUCAAGUUCUAUACAUCGCUUGACGUAACCAACUACAUUUCUGCGUUUGGCUAAGCAGUUUAGCGCUUCUUGAAUUCUGUAGAAGCCGCUCAAAGGUCGUUCUGUAUCGGCUUGUUGCGUGCUCGCUGAAGCUUAGACUGACGUAACCUAGUGUAAUUACGAAAUGGCUGAAGCGUCUGGUGGUGAAGACAAGGCGAAUGGCGUUACUGAGAAAGAACGUUUUGUUACGGAUGCAUCAUUGGUUCUAUCCAGGUUUAAAUCCCGGAAAGAUAUUGUGUUGCAACAACUACAAAACUGUCUUCAAUCUGCAAUCAACGCUGUGAUAUCUGAUCAAGUUCUUUGUGAGGAAGAGCUAAAAGACGUUUCUGGUAUGCUAAAAGUAAUGGAUGAUCCCGAAACGGCAUCAGAAAUUCUUCAUGAUCGUAUUUGCAAGAAGGCCGACAGCGAUCCUAACAUAGUAGUGACAUUUAUAGAGUCUGUUGGCAAAGUAAACUCGAAUAUUUGCAGCCUUCUUCUGUCCUCUCCACAUUUAACUUGGCAACUACUAAAACAGAAACGAGAGUAUCUUGUCCAAACAUUAGACACGAGCGCUGUCAUUGAUGCAUGUUUUGACAAGGGCAUAAUUACACAUGAAGAGAACGGGUUAUUGAUAAAUUACAAGCAGAGGGGUAGGCCUUCCCACUUUGUCGCUGACAAAUUUCUUCAUGUCUUGGAAAAGUUGGAGAAUCAGCAAGUCUCACAGCUAAAGGAAUUUGAAAAGAUUCUCUCGGACAAGCAACCACACCUACUGAAAGAACUGCUGGAAACCAAUCAAAAUCACAGUACAAAUGAUAGUACAUGUACCACUGAGCCUAUUGGCUCUGGUGAAGACUUUGAAUCUCAGUCAUCAGCAACUUGUGUUUCGGCGCAAUCUCCUAUUUCGGGCGAAAAGAGUGGAAAAGGUGCUGGUGACAAUCAACCAAGUUCUCCUUCAGAGACCAACACCACACCUGAUGCACCAAAUGAGACUUCGCAUGGUUCUGCAACUUCUGUUAAAGCUGUACCAAACUUUGCUGAUAACAAUCAACCUAGUCCGACGUCAGACACCAAAUUGCAACCUGCUUCCUCUAAUGAGAAUUUGUCUGCUGAUGCAAUUCCUCUUGUUAAAGAAACACCAAAACAUACAGACCGUGAUUCAGUUGCUGAUAACAGUGAAACCAGUCCGACGUCAGGCAACAAAUCCAAGCCCUGUACGGGUAGGGACAAUUGGUCUGCUGAUGCAAUUCCUCUCAAAGAAGCAUCAAAAUGUAGAGACGCUGAUUCAGAUGAUGAACAUGACAUCCCCAUGAAGACAAGAAGACCAAUUCCAAAAGGUCUAAAUUCUAAAACGUAUCCUCAUGUGUUCAAGCUUGUACUGGUAACUCACGAGGAGACUGAAUCAGGUGUUGCAACAAAACCGGUACUUCAACAGCAAGAAGUGAUACGUUUAUGCCACCAGUUAGCACCCGAAAAGGUAAAAGCAAAAGCUGAUUCAUCAAAGGUAGUACUUAGUGAGCUUGACGAUAUUCAUUUGAAAAUAAUCGGCAUCUACGGCAAUGAUGAAGAAAUUAUGCAUUUCCUUUGUGAAGAUUGCAAUUUUGAAGAAUCAAUUUAUUCUUUAAAAGAAAAUGUGCGAGAAUAUCCUCGCGGUCUAUAUGCAUUUCUUGCUCAACCAAACAUUCUGUUUGUUUUGUUUUUGCAAAGACACUCAACAGCGACAGACUCUGGAAUUGAUAAAAAUUCUGUACGAUUUCUUCGAUACUUACGAGAACUAUCUACCCACAUACACGUGGUUUUCAACUCUAGUCAACUGAAAGAGUUAGAAAGACACGAAAAACAGAAUUACGACGAUGAAGAAGACGAAUCCGACGAAGACGUAGCUUACAGUAAAAGGCUAGCACCGCAAAAGAUGUUGAGCGUCAGCAGCGAUGAUAUGAAGUUGUUGCCAGAGUUUUCGUGCAAUUGCAAUUUAGAGCAAUCCUUUGAUGCAUCAGAGUCAACUGAUUUGCUAGCUUCGUACGGUCACGAUGGAUAUGCCAUUUUUCAAACCGAAACAUCUACGGCAUUCCGACUGCAAUGCAGGCGACCUGCAGAUUUUUACGCAAGCUCAAGUGAAUUCCCUACGAUAGAGUCACCGGAGAUGGUACCUAUUGACCUUUCAUUGACUGGCUCUAAAGAACUAUUGUGUCUUAAUUGCGUUUCUACGCCAACUGAAAGGCGUGUGAUAGCAGUUAUUCGAGAGAGCAAUAAGGACUGUGAUAAAGUUCAUGUAUUUUGUGGCUCUGAGAUAAAUCGUAAGCGACCAAUUCGCACUUUCUCUCAUAUUGUACCAACCGUGUUUGCGUUUUUUAAUAGACUUAUGAGCUGGUACAACAAACAAAAAAAGGAAAUUUGCAUUUUUGAAGUGAUUACCGUUAAUAAGAUAUUGAAAAAUGCAUAUUCUUUUUCAAUUCCACAGAAUUCAAACACAGACGAAAUCAAAUUUCUAGAGUUUAUGAACAAAGAUGGACUUCUCAUUGUUGACUGUCGCAAUCGUGGAAGAAUAGUAGACGUAAAUAGUAAGGAAAUGGUUGCAAAGUUUGAUUUACCGGACGGUCUACUCGACUUGUGCAGCAUCUCAUCGACCCAAUUACUAUGUGCUCACGCAGAUUCGUCUAGUCUCAGUUGCUCCGUUUUGCAAACUAAAGUUUCGGCGGUAUCCACGGUGGGAGCUACUAAGAUAGUCAAGCCAAAUGUUCAUUUGCAAACAUUGAGAAUUAUCAAGUUAGACGGCCACUUCUACUUUACCGCAAUAAAUUCUGACAAUUCCAAGUUAGUAUCGUGGAGAACGAUUACAGCUGAUGACGAACAAACUAAACAAGCUGGAAGAAAGCUUGCUACCCCCGCAGACAUGCUGAAGGGGUUCCAAGCUAUCUAUGACGAAUAUUCUGUACGUCACUGUUACGAAACUGGCGUGCAACCUUUAUCUUUGUCGUUUCCAGUUAAUGGCAGUAGCACGUCUUUUAUUCGCAGAGUCGAAUCGAGCAUUCGAGCACGAAUCGAGGGUUAUUUGAGCAAGACAAAAGAGAACCUGCAGAAGGAAGUAGACAAAAUUGUGCUAAAAGUCGUUGCUUUUAAUGCACGCGAUGCACCAAACUUACAACUGAGUGCUGGAGCCGUAUCUCUUGGGAACUGGAUACGCCAACUCGUUCCCACUGUUCCAGUACAGAUAGCACGAAUUGAGGAUCAUUGUCUUGUACCUGUAAAGACUGACGGAUGUAAACUUGUUGAAAAUGUUGCAACUCUUGAGCAACUGGUUCCAAAGAUGUCGUUUGGUUUGGUUGAAACUCUUUUUGCAGACGCGGCACGAAAACAACUGCCCAUAAAAGUAGUUUCUGCACAAGGAAAGCAAAGCACAGGCAAAAGUUAUUUCCUUAAUCAUCUUGCAGGUGCUCAUUUUGACACCUCUGGAUGGCGAUGUACCGAAGGUAUUUGGAUGUGCGCCAAGAUUUUGCCAGAGUUGCUUUUGGUUCUUCUGGAUUUCGAAGGCCGUAGCACUGAAGAACGGUCGGUUCAGGAGGAUUGUUUACUGGCUAGUUUUGGUGCAGCUUUUAGCUCAGUCGUGAUUAUGAAAAAUGAAAUUCGCAUGGAAAGCAGUGACAUCGAUUUUAUGAGUAAAGCACUCAAAGAAGCAGCGCAGCGUCUUUCUACUGGACAAUCUCAAAGCAACGCGUUUUUCAACGGAACUUUGUGUGUUGUACUAAAAGAUGUAAGUCAUAAUGAUAAGGAGGCGGCAGGCGAAGUGGAAAAGAAAAUUCGGAAUAGUAUGUCUGGUGCAAUUCGAAACCUUUCUCGUGAUGAUUCUGAAAUACUUGACGACACUGACAAACUAAGAAAAGGAAUUUUUGAUGAAUGCUCUGUUAUUUGUCAACGACCAUUGACUCAUAAGCACUUUUCCAAAGGUUUGAAUACAGUGAAAGUAGAAAUUGAUAGGAAGUCACCUAUUUCUAUUCCUCACAGAGAAAUGGUGAUUGCCAUGAAAUCUGUUCUUGCCAGUUUACAUUUGAACGGCGUCGUAAACGCUGAGGACACUUCAUACACUGUUCUAGAAGAUUGCCUUGAUCAACACAUAGAAAAUGCAGUUGCAUUUGGAGCCCUAGAACUUAGCAAUGAUGGUAAUGUCAUUGAAGACCUUACCGCAUUGGAAAGAGAUCGUGCAGUUAUCGAAGACCGUACGGAAUCACAACAUUUGGGUCUCAGAGACGCAGGACUAAAUCUGUGCAUUUGGAUAACGGAGAGGAAAGUCAACAACACUAUGCAAAAGAUUCCGUUUAUAACAGAGCAGCAUCAACAAAAUUUGUUGGAAACAUACCGUAAGAAAAGAAACGAUCGAGACAAGGACGACGAAAAUUGGGUACUGAAUCUGCAAAAAUUCUAUUUAGCUUUGAUUGAAAGACGAAUUAAGAGAGUUACUAAUUGGAUUAACUUAAACCUUCCUAAUGACCGAGCUCUCAAUGAUACACCUAAACGCCGAAAGCAACAAUUUUUGGAGCUAUGCGAUUUACGCUACUUUGAGCCUCUGCGAAGUAUUUGGAAAAUUUGCAAAUCCGUCUGCAGCCAGAAAGAAGCCCCAGAUGCACCAUGUUUACGGUUGUGUAUCAGGCUUAAAGAUUUAUGUCAAUGUGAAGCAAAAGGUUGCGACUGCUGCAACUGUCUCGAGCAGAGUCACUUGUGCCACGAUCCUUGCUUUUACUGUUUACGCGGAAGAGGAUGUAAUUGGAAGAACCCCAAUCGUUGUGGAUUCGGAGCAAAACAUCAAGGCAAUCACAAAUGUAGGGAAGAAGAACACUUGUGUAGUCAACCUUGUUGCAAACGCGAUAUAUCUCAUGGCUGUCGUGAAUUCUGCGAACACAGCAUUGUUGACGAUCACUCUGUUCAUGAAUGUAAAGCUGAACACAAAUGCAGAGAAGAGUGUUCUGCUCCAGAUUGUAGUUACCGUUGUAGUCUUGAUUUGAAUCACGUUGUUACAGAUCGUGACAAAGUACACGACUGCGGCAAGAAGGGCUGCAUAGUACAAUGUUGCAUGGAAGGAUGCAAUUCGAUAUGUCAGAACAGGGACCACUUCCAUGGCCUCGCACACUUGUGUAGCGCAGAGCAUCAUUGCGUUGGACAUCUGUGUUCAGCUGAGGGUGGUCGCUGUAACAAUGAAUUAUGCGGCAAGCUCCCGUGCUCAUUGACAAUAGAAUCAGGAGCAAUAGAGCACGUGGGACGUCACGAUUGCCAAACAGAUCACGUCUGUGAUGAACAAUGUCCAUGUGGAUGCUCAGAGUAUUGCAUUAGAAAGUUGGACAAGAGGCAAGACAAAUCUACCGGUCAACGAGCAUUUUCUGCUCACAGUGGAGCUUGCUCUACUAGUCUGCACACUUUCUCUAAUCGUACGGGAAAAGAAUUUCAAGAAACCUUCAAAAUGUUGUCGCAAAGCGAGCGCAAAGCCAUACAAACAGGUGCUAUAUCAAUGGCAAACGAUGCUGUCAGAGAGCAUCUACACAGGGAGGACCCUACAACGACUGUUAGUGAUACAGAUGAUCAGUUUGGCGGAUUGUGCGACGCUGGUUUAGAACUUUGUAAAUGGUCGCAAGAAGGAUCCGUCAACGUCAAUAAGAGAUUGAUAGUGUUACCAUCGACAGCUGAGUUAUUGAUACGGCACUACACAAACAGUUGCUCUACAAGUAGAAAAGGAAAUGACAAGCUCUGGACUAAAAAAUGUCAAGACUUUAUUUAUUCUGUCAUUGAUCGGAGGAUAACUAGAGUGACGUCUUGGAUUGAGAUCAAUUUUCCUGCUAGAAAACGUCUCAGCAAGAAACUUGUGUUAGCGUUAGAUCGUUUUAUUGAAAGAUACAGAAAGCUUUACUUUUCUGUUUUGAUGAAUGAAUGGGCGCUCUGUAGAAAUGUUUGCCGGCAAAAGACGGGAAACUCUAUGCAAUGUCAACGAGAAUGCUUACGUUUAAAAAGCAUAUGUUCCAAUGACAAAUCCAACUGCCAUUGCCUAGAGGAAAAUCAUAGCUGCGCAGAAAGUUGUGAAAACUGCCUCAAAUCUUUGGGUGGUGUGUCUAGUCCUAAGUUUUGCAAUCUGGGAGCCGAGCACAGUAUCCAUGUUCCACACAGGUGUGAUGCAGUUAGUCACCAAUGUAAAGAGGAUUGCUCAAAAUGGCAAGCACGAAAUUGCAUGAAGAAAUGCAAUAUCAAUUAUGAAACCAAACACGAUCAGCAUCUUUGUAGUGCUGGUAGCAAGCACAAAUGUAAAAGUGUCUGCUCAGGCUGCAGCGACAUUUGUGAUCUCGAGUUUGAGCACGAUCACAGUUUACACAGGUGUGCUAAACUACAUUGCGUUAAGUCUUGUGAAGUAAAGGACUGUGGUAGUCCAUGCUUGGAGGAUCAUUUACAUUUUCUUGAAGAGCCCGAAUCAUCUCAUUUCUGUGGAAAUGAACAUGUUUGUGUUGCUCGUUGCUCUGUAAAUGAAGGACGUUGCGAUAUAACCAAACUUGGUACCGCCCAAUGCUCUGUCCGCAUUCCAUCUAAACAGCGUUCUCACAAAGAAUCUCAUUAUUGCGGACUUGCUCACUACUGUAACCAGAAAUGUUCUUGCUGCAAUGAUCCGUGCAUUAGGGAAUUGAAGAGUCAACAAACCACAACUCAGGAAAUUGUUUUUACGAAACACAUCGGUUUUUGUACUACAGGUAAGCAUACAUUUGCUGACUCAGAAGUAACCGGACUCAAACAGAUUCUGGAUAAAAUGAAAGCUACAGCCACGCAGAUAAUGGCGGUUGGAUUUAAAGAAAUCUCAAACGAUGAGUCUGUAGCUGGUAUUGCAAGAGGAGUUACUAGCGAGCUUCAUCCUGAUUUUUGUGGAGAAAAGUUUCAUGGACAUGGAGAUUCGAGAGAACAAAUAUUUCGUUUGUGUAAUAUUGUAGAAAAACAAGUUGUUACACACCAGUUACUAGUUCCAUUAAUUGAUGCGUUUAAGAAAAAAAGGAAUCGUGACAACGACUCUGAUUCACGAUGGAAAAAAGGCCUAGAAGACUACAUACACAAUAUUCUCGAAGAGCGGAAAGAGAGUGUACAGAAAUGGUAUGAAAAGUCUCUACCCCAAAGUAAGUGCUUAAGCUCAAACCUUGUGAUUACGUCACUGAAUGAAUUCAGAGAGCGUUGCCGGAUUGAGAUAUUUGACCGCAUUCGAGGGCAAUGGAAAUUGUGUUCUCGAAUUUGCUCCAAACGUGAAGAGGACAGUGAAAGAUGUCAAAGAACUUGCAUAAAACUCGCAACUGAAUGUGUUGCUAAUGACACAGAAGAAGGCUGCGACUGCCUCGAAGACGAUCAUCGAUGUAGACAUAACUGUUCACUUUGUGUAAUAGAGUGCGGCGUGCAAAACAAAAGAAGAUCGUCAUUAGAGUCUCGUUGUCGCCUUGGAGCAAGGCACGAUAAUAAGCAGCAUCUGUGCAACAAAACAGAGCAUCCAUGUCCGGAAAAGUGUGCGAAGCUUAUGGCACGCGGUUGCUUAGGAAACUGCUCAUACAAUCUCGAAAACCAUCCAAACUCAUCGCAUCUGUGUAGUUCAGGGUCUAAUCACAAAUGCCCAGCGUUUUGUUCAGCUGAAAAACUUGGAUGCACCAAGCAGUGCGACAGAGAAUUCGAACACCAGCUAACGCAAAACGGCGACUUACAUUUCUGUGGGGAACGACAAUGCGUUCAAACGUGCAGACAUGCUGGAUGCUGGCGUCGCUGUGCAAAUGAAGAUCAUUUACAUGAUCUAAAUAACCGUGAUAGUCAUGUGUGCGAUAAGCAAGAGCACGACUGCGAUAAGACUUGCAACGUGCAAGGUGGUCGCUGUCCAGGUCGCAGAGACGCGUCUGCAAAUCCUUGUGUCGUACCCAUUUACCGUAGUGGUAUAUCACACGAAGGUCCCCAUUUUUGCGGUCAAACUCACCUUUGCGGCAAACGCUGUCCUUGUUGUGAUGCAUAUUGCAGCAAGAGAUUAGUCUCUGUCGAAGAUGUCCGACAACGCAUUACUCAAUUCACAAACCACGAAGGUCUUUGCAAUACCGACGCACACCAAACAGCCAAGAACUUACGCAUCAAGAACUCACUAGGUUAUACCGAAGCUUCCUGUGAAGGAGAAUGGUGUGGAAACGUCUGCAUUCGGCUUGGGAGAGGACAUCUCCAUCUUGUUCCAUGCCAAGAAGAAAAUAUGAUCUGCACUAACCAUCACGAACCAGACGUAAGUGGUCAGAUUUUAGAUCAAGUGCUUCAUUUCAAUUUUUGGGAGCAUUUUGCUCACUUUGAAGAUCCAUGCAGAGACAGAGGCCAACAAAAAAUAUUUAGUAAGUGUCCAAUGUAUUGCUCUUCAAAAACAGAAAGCGAAAUAGAAUUAAACAGCGAAGGCUUUUGCCAGGGGGAACUUUGGCACGCCGACUAUAGUGAAGAUACUGAUGCAGACGGUCAUGUAAUAGGCGGACAUCUGUUUAGUUGUUGUCACUACAAGCACAUAAUUGUAGUAGUAGAUUGUUCAUAUUCCAUGACAUUGAAGAUGGAUACAGAUGAAGGUGUGGAGGCGACGCCAUCCACGUCGCAACUUGCAGCAUGCUCGAAGCGUACUCGUUUGGAUAUGGUAAAACAAUCUCUGUGA